Rubroshorea leprosula is the source of this 884-nucleotide messenger RNA. NCBI's taxonomy places the organism in Eukaryota, Viridiplantae, Streptophyta, Magnoliopsida, Malvales, Dipterocarpaceae. The record is from the annotation of a GenBank genome assembly.
AGGGGUAGGUGCCAAUUUUUGUUUUGUCCUCUGAAGACAAAAUGGCGACAGCAUCUUCCCCGGGCUUGCAAAAUCUCCUCAAAGUUGGCACCAAAAUCGUCGCCGUCGGCCGAAACUACGUCGCCCAUGCCAAAGAGCUUGGUAACGCCGUCCCGAAGGAGCCAGUUUUGUUCCUGAAGCCGACAUCUUCAUAUUUGCCAAAUGGGGGCACGAUUGAGGUUCCCCAUCUGCUGAAUUCUCUGGAUCAUGAAGUUGAGCUUGCGGUCGUGAUCGGGAAGAAGGCUCGGGAUGUGCCUGAGGACACUGCAAUGGAUUAUGUUGGAGGUUAUGCUUUAGCGUUGGAUAUGACUGCAAGGGAAAUCCAGUCUGUUGCAAAGGCUGCAGGUCUUCCAUGGACAGUUGCUAAAGGGCAGGACACCUUCACACCAAUAAGUUCUGUUCUAUCUCUGUCAAUGGUGCCUGACCCUGACAACUUGGAGUUGUGGUUAAAGGUGGAUGGAGAAACACGACAAAAGGGUUCCACCAAGGAUAUGAUUUUUAAGAUUCCUUAUCUCAUUAGCCACAUAAGUUCAAUUAUGACACUUUUUGAAGGCGAUGUCAUAUUGACUGGGACUCCAGAAGGUGUUGGCCCUGUGAAAGUUGGUCAAGAGAUAACUGCUGGGAUAACAGGUCUUCUUGAUGUUCACUUCAAUGUUGAAAAACGCCAAAAGGCUAGGUAGUGGAGACCUAUGUGUAUCUACUUUUAAUUCUGGUUAUGACAACAAAAUAAUUCAACUUCAUUUGUGUUCUUAUAUGAAAAACCAACAGUACACUAGUGAAUUUGCGAAUAAUAUAUGAGGUUAUUUAUCUCCAGGCUUUUCAUGGAAUGAAUGUGCUACUCAUUU